AUGGCAGCCCUCCGACCCCUCACAAGGCCUAAAAUUGUCAAGAAGAGAACCAAGAAGUUCAUACGCCAUCAAUCCGAUCGAUAUGUCAAGAUUGCGAAAAACUGGCGCAAACCCAGAGGUAUUGACAACAGGGUUCGCAGGCGGUUCAAGGGCCAGAUGCUGAUGCCCAACAUUGGUUAUGGUAGCAACAAGAAGACAAAGUAUAUGCUUCCAAAUGGCUUCAAGAAGUUCCUGGUGCGCAAUGUCAAGGAGCUGGAGGUUCUGAUGAUGAGCAACAAGACUCACUGUGCUGAGAUUGCUCACAAUGUCUCCUCAAAGAACAGGAAGGUGAUCGUGGAGAGGGCAGCUCAGCUGGCCAUCAAGAUCACCAACCCCAACGCCAGACUCAGGAGUGAAGAAAACGAAUAA
Molecule: messenger RNA, 408 nt
Organism: Nerophis lumbriciformis (worm pipefish)
Lineage: Eukaryota; Metazoa; Chordata; Actinopteri; Syngnathiformes; Syngnathidae
Source: RefSeq, a predicted model, not a curated record